This is a messenger RNA of Engraulis encrasicolus (European anchovy), 2607 nucleotides long. RefSeq names its product neurexophilin and PC-esterase domain family, member 3 (gene nxpe3). The transcript has 7 exons. The record is from RefSeq and is a predicted model, not a curated record. Bases 316 to 2073 code for a protein of 585 amino acids. Lineage: Eukaryota; Metazoa; Chordata; Actinopteri; Clupeiformes; Engraulidae.
CAUGUGCACAGAGCGUCCCAGGCAGCGCUCGAUGCAGCAGGGUAGUUCCAGUCGGGCGAAGAGACAAUAGAGCUCUAGAGGUUCAUCUUGAGACGAUUUUGAAAGUGUUUUUGACACCGGCCGACGAGUGGAAAGCUACUGAAGUCCGCAGUGACGGUUCCAUCGCCUAUAAAGAUCAUGACCAAGGACCCUGGCUGCUGCUGACCGAGGUGGAGGAUGAGGCUCGUAACCAUGUCCUGGAGUAGGAGCCAUGAGGAGUGGAGGAGCGUGUGAUGAGGCCUGGGAGGAUGGCAGAGCCCGGACACGGACACAGCCAUGGGGGGAAACCUGUCCAAAUAUGCCCCCAUCUUUCUCGUCCUCGCGCUGUCAGGAAUCCUCUUCCUACUGCGCAACAUCCAUACGCUGGAGAGGUGGAACUGCCAGUCGGUGUCCUCACUCUACCAGCUGCGCACCAGCAUCAGCUCGGUCCUCAAGCCCGGCACCGGCCCCUUCCUGGCCCUGGAUCACAACCAGACCUUCUGCCUGCACCUGGGCCAGGAGCCCUCCAGCGAGGAGGCCCAUGAGGAGCGCUACCUGCUGGACGCCCUGGCCUGGCCGGGGGCCAACCGGCCGGUGGAGCCCGUCCGCAAGAGCAGCGACCCGGCCCACAGCUUCUUCGUGAUCCAGCCGCCGCCCCCUCCGGGCUCCGGGUCGGGGUCCGGCGGGCAGCUGGGGACGUGGCGCGUGGGCGGCAAGCUGGAGGUGCUGGUCCACAUGCAGGACUUCCUGGGCCAGCCCAAGAGGCACGGCGGGGACUUCCUGCUGGCGCGCAUCCGCUCGCCGGAGCUGGGCGCCGGGGUGUCGGGCCGGGUGGUGGACCGGCGCGAUGGGCUGUACGCGGUGGAGCUGCCUCUGCUGUGGGCGGGUCCAGCACAGGUGGAGGUGACACUGGUGCACUCCGCCGAGGCCGUGGGGGUGCUGCGUCGGCUACGCGAGGAGCGUCCCGACCGCGUCUACUUCAAGAGCCUCUUCCGCUCCGGCUUCCUGUCGGAGACCACCGUCUGCAACCUGUGCCUGCCCACGGGCGCCAAGCAGGCGGCACUCUGCAACUACACGGACGCGCGCACCGGCGAGCCCUGGUACUGCUACAAGCCGCGGCUGCUGGACUGUGACACGCGCGUCAACCACGCCAAGGGCGGCUACAAGAAGAACCUGCUCACCACCACCGAGUCUCUGCUCUUCUCCACCUUCACCAUCAAAGCGCCGGUUCAAGCAAUAGGGAUGGACAACAUAACAAUUUUGCCUGCCGCCAAAGGCCUGUCUUUGAUGCACAGGGACGUGGCCAAGUUCGUGCCAUCUGGGUACUACUACCAGGGCUCCUGGCGGCCCCUAUCUGCCAUGCCCCCCAUGCAGCAGUUCAACGACUCCUCGGCAAUCACGCAGUGUCUGAGCGGGAAGCUGUUCUACAUGUUUGGAGACUCCACUGUGCGGCAGUGGUUUGAGUACCUCAAUGCCUUUGUUCCAGAACUGAAAGAGUUCAACCUCUACAGCCCAAAGAACGUGGGGCCGUACAUGGCGGUGGACAGCGUCAACAACAUCCUGCUGUCCUACCGCUGCCACGGGCCGCCCAUCCGCUUCUCCACCGUCUCCUCCAGCGAGCUGCGCUACGUGGCCAACGAGCUGGAUGGCCUGCCCGGCGGCCCCGACACCAUCGUGGCCAUCAGCAUCUGGUCGCACUUCAGCACCUUCCCCCUGGAGGUGUACCUGCGGAGGCUCAGGCACAUCCGCCGCGCCGUGGCCAGGCUGCUGGACCGGGCGCCGGGCACGCUGGUGGUGGUGCGCACGGCCAACCCCCAACAGCUGGACCCUGAGGUCAGCCUGUACAACAGCGACUGGUUCUCUGUGCAGCUGGACGCGGUUCUGAGGGCCAUGUUCAGGGGGUUGCAGGGGGUGGUGCUGCUGGACGCCUGGGACAUGACACUGGCGCACCCCACCCAGCCGCACCUCCUGCAUCCAGCCCCGGACAUCGUCAAGAACAUGAUAGACCUCAUCCUGUCCCACGUCUGUCCAGCCAGUCAGGAGAAGAAGAGCUAGCCAAGUGAGGCGGUGCAACGGAGUCACCAUGACUAUGGUGGGCUGUGGGCUGUGGCUCUGACUGUCACACCACCAAUCAGCCUGGUGUGGCGGUCAGAGCCCCUGUUUGGUACCCCACAAGACCCAGGUUCGAGUUUCGAUAGGGCAACUCUACUCCCCUUCGCUAUGGGACAAGAGACUGGCGAGUAUGAGACAUAAUACGUUCUGAGAAGCCAAACUUGUACGGACUUGCAUUUAUGUUUUCCUGCCUUGUUAUAUUGGAAGGAGAAGACGUACUGUAUAUGUUGGAGGUUUUUGGACUUUACUGUGCUGAACCCUGCUGGUGACAGGAAGCUGUUUCGCCAAAAGCUGCUUCUCAGGGUUCUGAUGUCCUCUCUGCAAGAGAAGAACGCUGCUGCACUUUUAUUCAUGUACUGUAGUUUCAUCAAGCUCUGCUUUGAGUCCUGGCCGCAUUAUUGAAGUGUGAUGACUCACCGUCCAAAUGGUUCCCAAUUUUAUUUAGUGUCCAUUAACUCCGAGCCAGUUGGAUCCUGU